AUGGCUGCUGUAUUUCCAAGAACGUGUUACAAAUGUGGUGAAGCUGGUCACGUUGCCGAUGACUGUACCCAAGAAGAAAGAUUGUGCUACAACUGUCGUAAACCAGGACACGAGUCAGGAGACUGUCCAGAACCAAAGCAAACCACUUCCAAGCAGUGUUAUUCUUGUGGUGAUGUAGGCCAUAUUCAAACUGAAUGUCCUAACCAAGCCCAAGGUGCCAAGUGUUACAACUGUGGUCAAUUUGGUCACAUUUCAAAGAACUGUGAAUCUGCACCAUCUGGACAACCUGCUCCAUUCAGAAAAUCAUACGGCCCAAGAGGUGGUUCUGCUUCAGGUACCACCUGUUACAAAUGUGGCGGUCCAAACCAUUUUGCCAGGGACUGUCAAGUUGGUAAUGUCAAGUGUUAUGCUUGUGGUAAGCCAGGUCACAUCUCCAAGGACUGUAACUCUGCUGCUGGUGGUUCUAACUCUGGAUCAAAAGCUUGUUACAACUGUGGAAAAUCAGGCCACAUUUCAAAGGAGUGUACCGCUUAA
Molecule: messenger RNA, 534 nt
Organism: Lodderomyces margitis
Lineage: Eukaryota; Fungi; Ascomycota; Pichiomycetes; Serinales; Debaryomycetaceae
Gene: GIS2
Product: mRNA-binding translational activator
Exons: 1
Coding region: 1-534 (177 amino acids)
Biological process (GO): positive regulation of cytoplasmic translation
Cellular component (GO): cytoplasm
Molecular function (GO): translation regulator activity; zinc ion binding; single-stranded RNA binding
Source: RefSeq, a predicted model, not a curated record